AUAUCUCGCGAGAGCGUACCCUGAGAUCUCGCGGGAAUGACUCCGGGUUUCCCGGCUGAAACUACCCAGCGCGGGUUUCAGAGGCGGUGGUUUCUGCUGUCAGCGGCUCCCUACAGGAAACACGUUUCAGAUUUCUUUGGAUUUCAUUGAUUUUUCUGUGUGAAUCAGCAGAAGACCCAGAGAGUCUUGGAGCUAUAUAUUGAAGACAAUGUCUGGAAGCUUCUACUUUGUAAUUGUUGGCCACCAUGAUAAUCCAGUUUUUGAAAUGGAAUUUUUGCCACCUGGGAAAGCAGAAUCCAAAGAUGAUCACCGUCAUCUGAACCAGUUUAUAGCCCAUGCUGCUCUUGACCUUGUAGAUGAAAACAUGUGGCUUUCUAAUAACAUGUACUUAAAAACUGUGGACAAAUUCAAUGAGUGGUUUGUAUCGGCAUUUGUCACUGCAGGACAUAUGAGAUUUAUUAUGCUUCAUGAUGUGAGGCAAGAAGAUGGAAUAAAGAACUUCUUUACUGAUGUCUAUGAUUUGUAUAUAAAGUUUGCAAUGAAUCCAUUUUAUGAACCCAAUUCUCCUAUUCGAUCAAGUGCAUUUGACAGAAAAGUUCAGUUUCUUGGGAAGAAACAUCUUUUAAGCUAAAUGGAGAAAAACUCUGAAAUAAACAGUAUCACCAUCAUGGGGUAUACUCA
Peromyscus eremicus (cactus mouse) is the source of this 681-nucleotide messenger RNA. RefSeq names its product trafficking protein particle complex subunit 2 (gene Trappc2). Lineage: Eukaryota; Metazoa; Chordata; Mammalia; Rodentia; Cricetidae. The coding region runs from base 209 to 631 and encodes 140 amino acids. Gene Ontology annotation, biological process: endoplasmic reticulum to Golgi vesicle-mediated transport. Gene Ontology annotation, cellular component: cytoplasm; nucleus; TRAPP complex. The record is from RefSeq and is a predicted model, not a curated record. The transcript is spliced from 6 exons.